UCAGGGUCUUUCAGCUUCAUCUGAACCUCAAAGUUAAUCUCAUAUAGUCUCGUCUGAAGCUCCGAUUUGAUUUGAAGCUCUGAUUUUAAUACAGAAACACAGACAUGUCUGCUGGUCCUGGGUCGCUCUGCUCCACCUUGCUUUUUUUCAGCAUCCUCAUGUUUGUCUCUGCAGAUCAAAAGACCGUCUUAGCUGUGCCUGGACAGGACGUCACUCUGACAUGUCAAGCUCCAGAUAACAAACCUGUUACAGGUGUAAAGUGGAGCAGAGAAGACAUCAGAGAUAAAAAUGUCUUUUUGUACCACAAGAAGCGUUUUGAUACCACCAACCAGCAUCCAUUUUUUAAGAACCGGGUGGAUCUGAAGGACAGACAGAUGAAGAAUGGAGACGUGUCUUUGAUUCUGAAGAAUGUGAUAGAUGCUUGUAAUGGAAAAUACCAGUGUCAUGUCUUCAUUGAAAAAACACACUCAUGGAAAUUCAUUAGAACCAUCAGACUGGGUGUUGUUCCUCCAGGUAAACUGGGGAAAAUUAUUGGCGGGGUCGUUGGUUUGGUAGUUGCCAUUGCGGUUGCUGGUUGUGGUUAUCUGAUGUGCAAAAAAGAUAAAACACAAGAAACCCCGAAUCCAGAGUAGCCUCUUGCAGGCCAGCAGCAGACUGAAAUGGCUCAGAGCUCCUGACGGCUCGACUCCGAGUCUCCUGCUGCUGCUCCAUAAUCCUGCGUUGAUGCCAACCAUGGAGAAAGACACACCGAUCAUCAUCUUCAGACAUCAGACCAACAGUGUGUGUCUGUGCUGUCUGUCAGUGACUCUGGGCUACAGUUUAUUCAUCUUCAGGCUGUUACUCAGAUUUACUGACACAAAGUCAAACUGUGUUACAAAUAAACAUGAAUUUAUGAG
This is a messenger RNA of Oreochromis aureus, 896 nucleotides long. Its product is annotated as CD226 antigen-like. Bases 105 to 632 code for a protein of 175 amino acids. The record is from RefSeq and is a predicted model, not a curated record. Lineage: Eukaryota; Metazoa; Chordata; Actinopteri; Cichliformes; Cichlidae. The transcript is spliced from 3 exons.